CCUUAGUGUGUCUCAAAACAUCUCACCUUCUCUGUUUUAUGGUUAAUUUGAAAGGCCAGAUAUAUGCUAGACACACUUGCAAGUGUCAAAGUGCGAAGUUUGUUUAUAUUGUUGAUUUGUUAUGUUUCUGUCAACAAAUAUUUCGGUAUUAUUUGAAUAACUGAAUCGUUGGAACACAAUAAUGAGGAACUGCUUCAUUCCACACUGUGAUGCUUUGCAUAAAGCCAAUCCCAAGCGGGCUAUGUUCAAUGUUCCAAUGAAAAAUCCCCAAAUAUUCGAACUGUGGCAAGAGGUUCUUCCAAAGCAUCGACCACUGAAACCGUUCGAUCGUAUUUGUCAAUAUCACUUUCGAGAAGAGGACAUUCUACACUACUGGGAGUACAAUAUCAACGGGAGGGUGGAGCGUAUGCUGCGCAAUAAACCAACUCUCCGACCAAAUGCAGUUCCAACCGUUGUUGAUUUAGGCGUACAAAUGUUAGAAACCCAAGGAUCUCCAGUGAAACAAGGAGUUAAACGGAAACGUAGCCAAAAGAUUAUGAAAAAGAUUGUAUAUAAGGUAGCCAAAGCGGAUAACAUCCCAGAGGGCCAUACUGUUGAAUUAACAGUGCAAGAGAAUGCAUUGCAUGGUAUAACUAAUCAAGAUAGUUCAAAGGAUACAGAGGUUUUUGAAUAUCCUGUUCAAACGAUAAACGAUACAAUCGGCGGACUUCACCACAAUAUCGUGAUCGAGACAACCCCGAUACCCCAUUCAGAUUUUGAAACAUUAUUUGACGAAGUUUAUGAGGUGCAGCUUCCCUCAACGCUUUGGGGUGUCCAUAGAGACGCUGAGAAAACCUUUAUUUCAUUCACGGAGUUCAGUAAAGAUACCAUGAAUAUCAGGAAGUAUCUUUAUGUUGACCACUAUUUGCAAUAUCGCAUGGCUGUCGGUCAGCGAAUAAUGAGGAGCGGAGAGUUAUCAAGCGCAUCUGCUGAAGCUAUCACUAGGUUAUUAGAUGUGCUAGAUAAAAUAAAGAUUAGGAAAGUUAUCAUUAAAGGAAGUUCCUCAAUUCUGAACGAAUCUUGAGAUUUUUUAAAUACAAUAAAAUAUUUAUAUUUGCUAAGUUUAUUUACAAUGUGA
Toxorhynchites rutilus septentrionalis is the source of this 1117-nucleotide messenger RNA. RefSeq lists its product as uncharacterized. The coding region runs from base 182 to 1063 and encodes 293 amino acids. The transcript is spliced from 3 exons. The record is from RefSeq and is a predicted model, not a curated record. Gene Ontology annotation, molecular function: sequence-specific DNA binding. NCBI's taxonomy places the organism in Eukaryota, Metazoa, Arthropoda, Insecta, Diptera, Culicidae.